This is a messenger RNA of Nomascus leucogenys (northern white-cheeked gibbon), 812 nucleotides long. NCBI's taxonomy places the organism in Eukaryota, Metazoa, Chordata, Mammalia, Primates, Hylobatidae. The record is from RefSeq and is a predicted model, not a curated record.
UCCAGGACAGACAUUCAGGCAGAGCAAGCUCCAAGUUUCACCACAAUGCUCAUCCUUGCCUCCCCACUCCACCCACCUCUGCCUUCUUUACUGCUGUAUCUGCUGCUUGAACUGGCAGGAGCCACACAUGUGUUCCAUGUGCAACAAACGGAGAUGUCACAGACUGUAUCAACUGGGGAGUCAAUCAUCUUGAGUUGCAGCGUACCAGAUACCUUACCAAAUGGACCUGUCUUGUGGUUCAAGGGAACAGGGCCAAACCGGAAAUUAAUCUACAAUUUCAAACAAGGUCACUUUCCCAGAGUAAAAGAGAUUGGAGACACCACCAAGCCUGGCAACACAGACUUUUCCAUCCACAUCAGUGAAAUCUCUCUUGCUGAUGCUGGCAUCUAUUAUUGCGUGAAGUUCAUAAAAGGGAGAGCUAUCAAGGAGUACCAAUCAGGUCGGGGCACUCAGGUGUUUGUUACUGAGCAGAAUCCAGGACCUCCCCAGAACAGACCUAUAGGCAGAGCAGGCUCCAGGGCCCACCACGAUGCCCGUCCCUGCCUCUCGGCCCUGCCUGAGAGAAACAACACAGACUAUUUCAUCCAUCCCUGCUGCUGCCUCUGGCUGCUGGGACUCACAGGCUUGCUGUCAAAAUAAUCCAAAUAGGGAAGAAACGUACAAGUAAAUAACAAAAGCCCCCAUACUCAUCUGGCUCCCUGGAGAUAGCUACUUUUUAGGAGUUUCAUUUGCCUUCUUCAAGAGAGCUUUCUUCCACUGACAUAAAAUGCCAGCUUGAUCGUACAAUAAAUCUGUCUAUUUACUUGGGUCCA